This is a messenger RNA of Varanus komodoensis (Komodo dragon), 2202 nucleotides long. Its product is annotated as lanosterol 14-alpha demethylase. Gene Ontology annotation, molecular function: oxidoreductase activity, acting on paired donors, with incorporation or reduction of molecular oxygen; heme binding; monooxygenase activity. Lineage: Eukaryota; Metazoa; Chordata; Lepidosauria; Squamata; Varanidae. The coding region runs from base 880 to 2097 and encodes 405 amino acids. The record is from RefSeq and is a predicted model, not a curated record. The transcript is spliced from 9 exons.
AAGUCAUGGACUCUGUGAUCUCCUGGGGCUUAGUCUCCCAGGUCUUCAUCUCUAAAAUGUUAGUAUUAACUGGUUGCUUUCAAUCAGGUCUUUGUCCAAGGCUACCAGUUGUGUGUGUGUGUAUGUGUGUGUGUGUGUGUUUAUGGGGCUUGGAAUUAGAGAUCAUUAUUCUGUAGUAACUUGGAUCUCUCUGGAAAAGCGAAACAGCUCCCCACGCCAACCACUACCCCCAACCCCAAAAAUGGAUUGUAGGAGUUUGAAGUCUGCCCACAUUUAUCAGGGAUGUGGGAGCUGUGUUUAAUUUCUAAAGAGAGAGAAACUUAAAUCAUCAGUUCCAUAAGCCCUUUGCUGCUUUUUUUAUUAUUAUUAUUAUUAUUAUUAUUAUUAUUAUUAUUAUUGCAGAAAGGGAAGGGCAGGUUGCACUUGCUCAAAGGAAAGGGAAAGACUUCUGCAUGCAUUCUUGUUUAUGUUUGGUAUCUUUGGGCUGGCUAGAAAUUAUUCUUGGCUAUCAGCCUGGACACAGUUUGUAGGUCCAUCACUGAGAAUUAUAUUACAGUUGCACAGAUAAAGCAAAACACAGGUCUAGGAGUAGGUGGGUUAGCAAUCAAACUAGAACUGGUCCAUUGCUUCCAGCUGAUCUUGUGAAGGGAACAUCAUGUUUGAUUGCUUCUGCAAUACAGUGGCUGAGAGGAGAAGACUCCUCUGUAACAGCAGAUGCUCCCAGCUGAGCUAAUGGAAAAAGCCUUCCUUUUUUUACUUUGUCUUCUGGUUCCACCAUGCAGUGAACUGUUCUCUGCAUGACUAUAUCAACUGGCUUUGUUUACUUUUUCUUGUAGAAGUACCCACCAUAUAUUUCAUCAAAUAUCCCCUUUCUGGGUCAUGCAAUUGCUUUUGGCAAAAAUCCUAUUGAAUUUUUGGAAAAUGCAUAUGGAAAGUAAAAAUGAAGAUCUGAAUGCAGAAGAUGUAUAUUCCCGGCUAACUACACCUGUCUUUGGCAAGGGUGUAGCUUACGAUGUACCAAACCCAGUGUUUUUGGAGCAGAAGAAGAUGCUAAAAACUGGGCUGAAUGUAAGCCAGUUCAAAAAACAUGUACCAAUAAUUGAAAAAGAAACUAUGGAAUACUUUAAAACUUGGGGAGACAAUGGAGAAAGGAACUUGUUUGAAGCACUUUCAGAACUAAUCAUUUUAACAGCAAGUCACUGUUUACAUGGGAAGGAAAUAAGGAGCAUUCUCAAUGAGAAGGUCGCACAACUCUAUGCUGAUCUGGAUGGGGGAUUUACUCAUGCUGCUUGGCUUUUGCCAGGCUGGCUGCCUUUGCCCAGCUUCAGGCGCAGGGAUCGAGCCCACGAUAAAAUAAAGGCAAUUUUCUAUGAAGUAAUUCAGAAACGACGACAGUCUUUGGAGAAAGAGAAUGACAUCCUUCAAACACUACUUGAAGUUACCUACAAAGACGGCCGCCACCUAACUGAUGACGAAAUUGCUGGAAUGCUUAUUGGGCUGCUUUUAGCAGGUCAACAUACAUCUUCAACUACUAGCACUUGGCUUGGCUUCUUUUUGGCUAGAGACAAAUCAAUUCAGGAACAGUGUUAUGUGGAACAAAUAUCAGUACAUGGAGAAGAUUCAGCUCCAUUAAAUUAUGACCAGCUCAAGGAAAUGACUUUGCUGGACAAUUGCUUGAAAGAAACAUUAAGACUUAGACCUCCUAUAAUGACUAUGAUGAGGUUGGCUAAAACUCCCCAAACUGUUGCUGGCUAUACAAUUCCACCUGGUCAUCAAGUUUGUGUAUCUCCUACUAUCAAUCAUAGACUUAAGGAUAGUUGGAUAGAAAAUUUAAACUUCAAACCUGACCGUUACCUCCAAGAUAACCCCGCAUCUGGAGAGAAAUUUGCAUAUGUGCCAUUUGGUGCUGGUCGUCAUCGUUGCAUCGGAGAAAACUUUGCUUAUGUUCAAAUUAAGACGAUUUGGUCAACUCUUCUGCGUUUGUACGAAUUUGAUUUAGUAAAUGGAUAUUUUCCUACCAUAAAUUAUACAACUAUGAUCCACACACCUAACAAUCCGAUCAUUAGAUACAACAGGAGAUCACACAGUGAGAUGUAACUUCAAGCUAUCUGGAAGAGCUGCAUGAGUUAUGAAAAGAUUGUUUAAGAAGAAAUUUGUCACUACUUGUAAUAUUGUAAAGAAAUGUGAUUCUUUUGUGCUAUU